Peromyscus californicus insignis is the source of this 1619-nucleotide messenger RNA. It is a transcript of the gene Dlk2, whose product is annotated as delta like non-canonical Notch ligand 2. Lineage: Eukaryota; Metazoa; Chordata; Mammalia; Rodentia; Cricetidae. The coding region runs from base 279 to 1433 and encodes 384 amino acids. The transcript is spliced from 6 exons. Gene Ontology annotation, cellular component: protein-containing complex; plasma membrane. Gene Ontology annotation, biological process: establishment or maintenance of epithelial cell apical/basal polarity; heterophilic cell-cell adhesion. The record is from RefSeq and is a predicted model, not a curated record. Gene Ontology annotation, molecular function: calcium ion binding.
UCCGCCGGCACACGCCGCCCCUGGCAGGGGGCCGAGCGCGCGCGAGGAGCCGCCGCCGCCGCUCGGGGUCGCCUGCAGCCCCAGAUUCCCGAGCGCUCGGCUGGCAUGGCAGCCACCUCGGCGCCGCCGAGCCCCGCGGCCAGCUAGGGGCGGCCCCCCCGGCCCAGCCCGUCGGAUCCCGCUUGACUCUGCGCCCUGGGGACGCGUCGCCUCCCAGCCGGAGGUGUCCACACGUCUGGCCGUUCAUCCGUCCGUCCCUCCUGGGGCCGGAACUGACCAUGCCCAGCGGCUGCCGCUGCCUACAUCUCAUGUGCCUGCUGUGCAUCCUGGGGGCAACCAGCCAGCCUGCCAGAGCGGAUGACUGCAGCUCCCACUGUGACCUGGCCCACGGCUGCUGUGCUCCUGACGGCUCCUGCAGGUGUGACCCAGGCUGGGAGGGGCUACACUGUGAGCGCUGUGUGAGGAUGCCUGGUUGCCAGCACGGUACCUGCCACCAGCCCUGGCAGUGCAUCUGCCACAGCGGCUGGGCAGGCAAGUUCUGUGACAAAGAUGAGCACGUCUGUACCUCACAGUCACCCUGCCAGAACGGAGGCCAGUGUGUGUACGAUGGGGGUGGUGAGUACCACUGUGUGUGCCUGCCAGGCUUCCGUGGACGUGGCUGUGAGCGCAAGGCCGGACCCUGUGAGCAGGCAGGCUCCCCAUGCCGGAAUGGCGGGCAGUGCCAGGAUAACCAGGGCUUUGCCCUCAACUUCACGUGCCGCUGCUUGGCAGGAUUCACGGGUGCCCGCUGCGAGGUGGAUGUGGACGACUGCCUGAUGCGACCUUGUGCUAACGGUGCCACUUGUAUUGAUGGCAUAAACCGUUUUUCCUGCCUCUGUCCUGAGGGCUUUGCUGGACGAUUCUGCACCAUCAACCUAGAUGACUGUGCCAGCCGCCCAUGCCAGAGAGGGGCCCGCUGUCGGGACCGCAUCCACGACUUCCACUGCCUCUGCCCCAGUGGCUAUGGCGGCAAGACUUGUGAGCUUGUCUUACGUGCCCCAGCCCCUGCCACAGCGGGCACCCCACAGACACCCACCUCAGCCGUAGUAGUAGUUGUACCUGCUACAGGGGCAGCCCCCCACAGUGCGGGGGCAGGCCUCCUGAGGAUCUCAGUGAAGGAGGUGGUGCGGAGGCAAGAGGCUGGGCUAGCUGAGUCCAGCCUGGUGGCCCUGGUGGUGUUUGGGUCCCUCACUGCCGCCCUGGUCCUGGCCACUGUGUUGCUGAUCCUGAGGGCAUGGCGCCGGGGCAUAUGCCCCACUGGACCCUGUUGCUUCCCAGCCCCACACUAUGCCCCGGCUCGGCAGGAUCAGGAGUGCCAGGUUAGCAUGCUGCCAGCGGGGUUCCCUCUGCCGCCAGACUUGCCCCCUGAGCCUGGCAAGACCACAGCACUGUGAUGGUGGCAGGGGCUCUCUGGCCCCCUUCCUCAUCUCCUUCACACCUCAGACUGGAGGUCCGCCCUCACCAGCCCUCGGCUUUGGUCUACCCUUCCAGGGGAUUUCAGCCUCACACCAGAAAUACUAUUUUUUUAAAACACAGAAUGUAAGAUAGGAAUUUUAUCAAAUAAAAUUAUGAAAACGAAA